UGCAGUCAGUUGCAGCCUGUUGUCGGCCAUAAUGGUGUUCGAUGCUUGCUGCCUGAGCCAGGAGGAGGCCGAACAAAGGGCCAAAUCUAGGAAAAUAGACAAACAGCUUGCCCAGGAGAAAGUGCAGUACCGUCGUCAAGUCAAAGUCUUGCUUUUAGGCGCUGGGGAGAGUGGGAAAAGCACGUUCCUAAAGCAAAUGCGCAUCAUUCAUGGCCAGGAUUUCGACAGUGAAGCAUUGAAUGAAUUUCGCCCAAUCAUUUAUGCUAACAUCCUCAAGGGGAUGAAAGUCCUAGCUGAUGCCCGAAGGAAAUUGAGGCUCGAAUGGACUGAUCAAUCGAACCAAAUGUACGCAGAAAGGAUCUUAGCUUUCACGGCACCACAACAAAUCGACACAGAGCUUUUCAUGAGUUACUUCGAUUGUGUGAGAAGGCUUUGGCGGGAUAAGGGAAUUCAAAAUGCUUACGAUAGAAGGAGAGAAUUUCAGCUGGGCGAUUCUUCCAAAUAUUUCCUCGACCAUUUGGAACGUAUUGGUCGGCAGGAUUACAUGCCCUCAAAACAAGAUGUCCUUCAUGCAAGAAAAGCAACAAAAGGUAUUGUAGAGCAUGAGUUUAUCAUCAAGGGGAUUCCUUUCAAAAUGGUUGAUGUAGGUGGCCAAAGAUCACAAAGAGCUAAGUGGUUCCAGUGCUUUGAUGAGGUUACAUCCAUCCUUUUCCUUGUUUCAUCAAGUGCUUUUGACCAGGUUCUAAUGGAAGACAGAACAACAAAUCGUCUGGUGGAGUCGUGCAACAUAUUUGAGACUAUAGUCAACAAUAAGUUCUUUGCCAAUGUGUCUAUCAUCCUUUUUCUCAACAAGACAGAUCUUUUAAUGGAAAAGAUCAAAUAUGCAAACAUUAAAGACUACUUCCCAGCUUUUAUAGGUGAUCAAAGGAAACUGGAAGAUGUUCAGAACUUUAUUUUACAAAUGUUUGAUAGCAAGCGACGAGAGAGGUCUAAAGCUCUCUUUCAUCACUUCACAACAGCCAUCGACACAGAAAAUAUCAAGUUUGUUUUCCAUGCAGUGAAAGACACCAUUUUACAGGAGAAUUUGAAGUCUUUGAUGCUGCAGUAACUCAGAAGUGCAAAGUAUGUUGCCACACAAUGUUUUUCAAGAUAUUUCAAUUUAAAAAGGGCUCUGUGAGACUCACUGAAGGUUAGCAAGGUACAGUACAAAGACAGGAGUGUGGCUACUCGUGUCUCAUUUUGCCACCAGGAGUGUCAAAACAAAGAUGGUCCGACUUCAGGUCAUGUCUUUGAGAAUGUUUAUUUACAUAAGAAAGCUAAAUUGCCAUAGCAUACAUAACAAUAAAAAAACCUCUUGUAUAAUCUUACAAAAGGUAGCUUUUUUUACUUUUUUCAUAGAGUAAUUUGAAAAUAUCCUGGUUGUUAUGAGCUGGUUAGUGUCAUCUAGAUUACGAAUUUUUCUAAUCUAUUGUGUAUUGUCUAUAUAUCAUAAACUGUGAUCAUUGAUUUUUGAGAAAGAAACAGUCAUAUACUUCAUUUAUGGUGGCUAUGACCAAUUGUUUUAUAAUGGUAAUGAUAAUGCAAUAUAUAAUGCUUUGAUUAAAAGUUUGAAUGUUGUGAUGUAUGGAAGUUCUGGCAGAGAACCGAGACUGGCAUAAAUGUCUCACUUCAUUAUGGUCACUUUUGAAACACUCUUGCAAAUAUUGUAAAAACCUGGAUGCAGCCAUGUAGGAGAAAACUAUUUUGUAACCAAGUCAGAAAAUUAUCUUUUUUAAUUAAUUAAACUAAGUUUGUUUAUUUGAUGUGAUGAGCAAGAAUGACUUGCCACUGCCAAGCUGUGGAAUAUUAACAAGGAAAUUGAUUAUUUUCAUCUCUUUCUGUGGAAGUGCCUUACUCUGCUACACUGUCAAAGGAUAGAAUAUGUAAAGCAUUUUCUGUUUUCUUGGAAAAUCUUGGGAUGAAGUUU
Molecule: messenger RNA, 1966 nt
Organism: Pocillopora damicornis (cauliflower coral)
Lineage: Eukaryota; Metazoa; Cnidaria; Anthozoa; Scleractinia; Pocilloporidae
Product: guanine nucleotide-binding protein subunit alpha-13
Biological process (GO): Rho protein signal transduction; adenylate cyclase-modulating G protein-coupled receptor signaling pathway
Cellular component (GO): heterotrimeric G-protein complex; cytoplasm
Molecular function (GO): G-protein beta/gamma-subunit complex binding; G protein-coupled receptor binding; GTPase activity
Source: RefSeq, a predicted model, not a curated record